Messenger RNA from Pogona vitticeps (central bearded dragon), 483 nucleotides. The record is from RefSeq and is a predicted model, not a curated record. NCBI's taxonomy places the organism in Eukaryota, Metazoa, Chordata, Lepidosauria, Squamata, Agamidae.
UCUCAGAAGUUUUGGCCCACCUUUUAGACAUGGUUUUCUACAGUGAUGAAAAAGAGAGAGUUAUUCCACUUCUUGUAAAUAUAAUGCACUAUGUUGUGCCUUACCUUCGCAAUCACAGUGCCCAUAAUGCGCCAAGUUAUCGAGCCUGUGUGCAGCUAUUAAGCAGCCUCAGUGGGUAUCAGUACACAAGGAGAGCAUGGAAAAAAGAAGCCUUUGACCUCUUUAUGGACCCCACCUUCUUUCAAAUGGAUGCUUCCUGUGUUAACCAUUGGCGAGCAAUUAUGGAUAAUUUGAUGACACAUGACAAAACCACAUUUAGAGAUUUGAUGACACGCGUGGCUGUAGCUCAGAGCAGUUCCCUCAAUCUGUUUGCUAAUCGGGAUGUUGAGUUGGAGCAGCGGGCGAUGCUUCUCAAGAGGCUGGCUUUCGCUAUUUUUAGUAGUGAAGUGGACCAAUACCAGAAAUACCUUCCGGACAUACAAG